Messenger RNA from Miscanthus lutarioriparius, 582 nucleotides. The record is from the annotation of a GenBank genome assembly. Lineage: Eukaryota; Viridiplantae; Streptophyta; Magnoliopsida; Poales; Poaceae.
AUGCGCCGGGCGAAGCCGCUGCAGCCGCAGCCCUCGCCGUCGCCGGAGAUCCGGUACCGCGGCGUGCGGAGGCGGCCGUCGGGGCGCUACGCCGCCGAGAUCCGGGACCCGGCCAAGAAGACCCCGAUCUGGCUCGGCACCUUCGACUCCGCCGAGGCCGCCGCGCGCGCCUACGACGCCGCCGCCCGAUCCCUCCGCGGGCCCACCGCGCGCACCAACUUCCCCAGCGCCGCGGCCUCCGCGCCGCGGCACAGGGCCCCCUCCGCAUCCGCCGCCGCCGCAGCCCCCGCGGCGGCGGCCACGUCCAGCCACAGCAGCACCGUCGAGUCGUGGAGCGGCGGCGCACCCCGCGCCGCCGCCCUGCCGCGGAGCGCCGCCGCGCCCAUUGAGGAGGACGACGACGAGGACUGCCACAGCUACUGCGGAUCCUCGUCGUCCGUCCUCUGCGAAGACGCCUGCGGCGACGACGCGGCCGCGUCCCGCGCGCCCCUGCCGUUCGAUCUGAACCUGCCGGCGCCUCUUGACGCUGCCGCUGAGGCCGAUCAGAUGGGUGCCCGCUACGACACGCUACUCCGCCUCUAG